Messenger RNA from Schistocerca serialis cubense, 936 nucleotides. RefSeq names its product forkhead box protein C1 (gene fd102C). NCBI's taxonomy places the organism in Eukaryota, Metazoa, Arthropoda, Insecta, Orthoptera, Acrididae. Bases 1 to 936 code for a protein of 311 amino acids. The transcript has 3 exons. The record is from RefSeq and is a predicted model, not a curated record. Gene Ontology annotation, molecular function: DNA-binding transcription factor activity, RNA polymerase II-specific; RNA polymerase II cis-regulatory region sequence-specific DNA binding. Gene Ontology annotation, biological process: regulation of transcription by RNA polymerase II; cell differentiation; anatomical structure morphogenesis.
AUGUGCAGCAACGAGCGGCCGAGCGUGGCCGCGGCGGGCCCGCCGGCGCCCGGCCCCGCAAUGCUGCCGCACCCGCUGGCGGUGCUCAAGUCGCUGCACGAGUCGGACCAGUACCGGCUGCAACUGUACCAGUACGCGCGCGCCUUCCCGCCGCACUACCCGGCGCUGUGCUAUCCGGCCGCCGCCGCCGCCUACGCGCCACGCGUCGCCGCCUUCUCGCUGCUGCACGGCCAGCACCCACGCGUGCUGCAGCCCGAGGAGCCCAAGCCGCAGCACAGCUACAUCGGACUCAUCGCCAUGGCCAUCCUCAGCUCGCCCGAGACCAAGCUGGUGCUGUCCGACAUCUACCAGUACAUCCUGGACCACUACCCGUACUUCAGGACGCGAGGACCCGGCUGGCGCAACUCGAUACGCCACAACCUGUCGCUCAACGACUGCUUCGUCAAGGCGGGCCGCAGCGCCAACGGCAAGGGCCACUACUGGGCGAUACACCCGGCCAACGUGGAGGAUUUCAAGAAGGGCGACUUCCGGAGGCGGAAAGCGCAGCGCAAGGUGCGCCGGCACAUGGGGCUCGCGGUGGACGACGACGGGACCGAGUCGCCGAGCCCGCCGCCGCCCCCGCCGCCGCCCCCGCCGCCCCCGCCGGCGCCGUGCAGCCGCAAGCGGCAGUUCGACGUGGCGUCGCUGCUCGCUCCCGACGACCCUCCGCGGGGCAGCGAAGACGACGACAUCGACGUGGUGAGCGGCGACUGCGGCUGGGCGUCGUCCCCCCCGCCCCCGGGGGCGGCGGCGCCCGCCCCCGGCGCGGCGGCGUUCCCCGGGCUGGAGCAGGCGCUGGUGUCGCGCUACUACGAGUCGCUGCAGCUGCACCAGCGCCGCCUGCACCACCUCGCCGCCACCGGCGCCGUCACCAUCACCGAGAUCUCCGACGCCUGA